AUGGGUUCCUCUUCCCUUACAGGGUUGGGAGGUGGAGUUAAUCCUCUGUAUUUAGAUGACCAAAAAAAUGGUGUCAAGACACAGAAUUUUGUCUUUUCAAAAACUAUGCCGGAGCUUUAUGAUCUUGUUUUGAGGUAUAAACCACAUCUGAUUUGGUCAGAUGGUGAUUGGGAGAGUCCAGACACAUAUUGGAACUCUACCUCAUUCCUUGCCUGGCUUUAUAAUGAUAGUCCUGUCAAGGAUCCUGUUAUGAUAAAUGACUGUUGGUGCAACAACUGCUCCUGUCAUCAUGGAGGAUACUAUAACUGUGCCGAUAAAGACAAGUCGGGCACCCUGCCACAGCACAAGUGGGAGAUGUGCACGUCUAUUGACAAAAGGUCUUGUGGCUAUGAAAGCAACAUGCAGCUCAAUGAGCUCAUGGACGAAUCAAGUAUUAUCUCAGAACUAGUGAAGACGAAUUUUGGAGGCAACGAUCUUCUCAACGUGGGCCCCACAAAAGAAUGGGUGAUUGUUCCAAUCUUUCAAGAAAGGCUUCUGUCCCUUGGAAAAUGGCUGCAUGUUAACGGGGAGGCAAUUUAUGCUUCUAAGCCAUGGAGGGUGCAAAUGGAGAACGCCACAAUCCAUGUCUGGUACACUUCUAAAGGAUCAGCUGUCUAUGACAUCUUUCUGACCUGGCCAGAGGGUGUUGUGUUAAAGCUGUCUUCACCUAUUCCAUCUCCAAGCACACAAGUGACUAAUAUUCACCUAAAAUUUAAAUUAAAGUUUUGGGCUAUAUGA
Dermochelys coriacea (leatherback sea turtle) is the source of this 777-nucleotide messenger RNA. RefSeq names its product tissue alpha-L-fucosidase-like. Gene Ontology annotation, biological process: fucose metabolic process; glycoside catabolic process. NCBI's taxonomy places the organism in Eukaryota, Metazoa, Chordata, Testudines, Dermochelyidae. Gene Ontology annotation, cellular component: lysosome. Gene Ontology annotation, molecular function: alpha-L-fucosidase activity. The record is from RefSeq and is a predicted model, not a curated record.